Ruditapes philippinarum (Manila clam) is the source of this 711-nucleotide messenger RNA. RefSeq names its product piggyBac transposable element-derived protein 2-like. Bases 1 to 711 code for a protein of 236 amino acids. Lineage: Eukaryota; Metazoa; Mollusca; Bivalvia; Venerida; Veneridae. The transcript has a single exon. The record is from RefSeq and is a predicted model, not a curated record.
AUGGGAAUAUCUUGCACAGGAACCAUCCGUGCCAACCGAAUAGAAGAUUGUCCUGUCAAAAAUGUAAAAGACAUGGGAAAAACGCAACGAGGAAACUAUGAUAAAAGGUAUGACGCACACAAAGGUCUGAUAGUGGUGAGGUGGAAUGACAACAAUAUAGUGAAUGUGGUGUCAAAUUGCCAUGGAGUUGAACCAUUGCAACAAGCAACACGGUGGUCAAAGCAGGCAAAAUCUAGGGUGCGCCUUCCGCAGCCAUACCUUCUAAAGCAUUACAACCAGACAAUGGGAGGUGUGGACAGGAUGGAUCAAAAUGUUGAGAAGUAUCGUAUCUCUAUCAGAUCCAAGAAGUGGUGGUGGCCAGUGUUUAUGUAUUGCAUUGACCUUGCGGUGCAGCAAACCUGGCACAUUUACCGUGCUACUGAUGCAGGAUUGAGGCAACCAUUAGAUCUGUUAGGUGUCAGACGAGCUCUGGUUACUGUGCUGCUUGCUCAGGGGCGUACACCUGCUGUCAGCCCUGGCAGACCAAGAGGUAGGAUGAGGCCAUUGUCAAGAAGAAUUCCAGACCAUAUCCGACUUGAUGGUAAAAAUCAUUACGCAGAGCCAGCAAAAGAAGUGCGCUGUUCAUUGUGUGGAAAAAAAUGCAGGACACAAUGUUCCAAAUGUAAUGUUGGAGUGCACAGGAAAUGCUUUGAAAUGUUUCACAGUGUUUAG